This is a messenger RNA of Manis pentadactyla (Chinese pangolin), 1362 nucleotides long. RefSeq names its product ferritin mitochondrial (gene FTMT). Gene Ontology annotation, molecular function: ferrous iron binding; ferric iron binding. Bases 24 to 743 code for a protein of 239 amino acids. The transcript has a single exon. Gene Ontology annotation, biological process: iron ion transport; intracellular iron ion homeostasis. The record is from RefSeq and is a predicted model, not a curated record. Gene Ontology annotation, cellular component: mitochondrion; cytoplasm. Lineage: Eukaryota; Metazoa; Chordata; Mammalia; Pholidota; Manidae.
UUCCCCACUUCUAAAGAGGAGCCAUGCUGUCCUGUUUCUUAUUCCUCUCCAAGCAUGUCAGCUCCUCGCUGGUGUCCCUGUGCCGCGCACGCCCGGGCUUUGUGCUCACGCCGUGCUGGAUCCCUGGGCGUCGCUGGGGGCCCCAGCCUGCCACCCCCCACCGCCUGCUGGCCACAGCCACCUCUUCUGGGGACCCAGCUGGGGAUAACUCCCGGGUGCGCCAGAACUUCCACCGUGACUCUGAGGCCGCCAUCAACCGCCAGAUCAACCUCGAGCUUUGUGCGUCCUACGCGUACCUGUCAAUGGCCUAUUACUUCUCCCGAGAUGACGUGGCCUUGAACAACUUUGCCAGUUACUUCCUUCGCCUGUCCAGGGCGGAGACGGAGCAUGCAGAGAAACUCAUGAGGCUGCAGAAUCAGCGGGGAGGCCGAAUCUGCUUGCAGGACAUCAAGAAGCCCAACCAGGACGACUGGGGAAGCGGGCUGAAUGCCAUGGAGUGUGCGCUGCUCUUGGAAAAGGAUGUGAACCAGUCAUUGCUGGAAUUGCACACUCUGGCCUCAGACAAAGGUGACCCCCAUUUGUGUGACUUCCUGGAAACCCACUAUCUGAAUGAGCAGGUGAAGUCUAUCAAAGAACUAGGGGACCAUGUGCACAACUUGAUUAAGAUGGGGGCCCCAAACUGUGACCUGGCAGAGUACCUUUUUGACAAACAUACUCUUGGAAAUGAAAACAAUCAGAACUAAGCCGCAGGCUGCUUUCCCCACCACCCAGGGCAUACCAGCACCCAGUCAGCUGUCUCCUGCUUUCUUACCCUUAAAUUGCAUCUCCAUCUUUAUAUUCUUGUGUUACACUGUCCCAAUGAAGCGAUUUGUAGAGAAAAAUGCAUUUAGCCCCAUGUUAACAAGGUCUUUUUUCCAGUAUCAAAAUCAUUUUCCCAGCCUCAAAGGUAGCCCAGGUGUAAAAAGGACUGCAAAAAAUAGCUGCUGAAAGUAGAUGCAAACUAAAUUCCUCCAGUUACCAAAUACUACUCCAGACCUCAAACCUUCACUAAAAUUGUGUGAUUUUCAAUUCAACAAGUGCCUGUUAUUAUCAAGACCUUCUACUAAAGGCUAAGGUGUGAAAAUAUGUAAACAUACAAAUAACUAUAUACCAAGAUGAAGAAUAUAUAUAGUACUGGAAAAAUCAUCAUACAUGCAAAAUUCUGUGACAACUUUUAUCUUUUUCCGAAGUGUGUUCCAAGAAACAGUAAUGUCUGGAGAUGAUCUGUUUUUAAAGGAUUUUGUAAUGAAAUAAGUUCUAGAAAAGCUAUAUAAGGUAUCAGUGCUGGCUUGGAAAGUCAGGAAGUACACUCUUGCAUUUUAA